AUGAAGAUGAUGAAGGGCAAGCAUGUGGUCAUCACCGGCGGCUCCACUGGCAUUGGCUUCGCCUGUGCCAAACGUUUCCUGAGAGAGGGAGCCUCGGUUACCCUGAUGGCUCGGAACGCGGCCAAGCUGGAAGAGGCAGCACGGGAGCUGCAGCAGUAUACCAGGGAGUCUGCUCACAAUGGAACCAAUGGCUUUUUUCCUACUCCCAGAAUCUUCACUCAGGCAGUGGAUGUCUCUGAUGCCAAGGCGGUGCAGGCAGCCAUAGACGCAGCAGCAGCUGCGUGCCCCAUAGAUGUGCUGCUGUGCAACGCUGGAGUGGUGCGCACAGGCCAUGUGGAGGACAUUUCCGCACUGCAGGCCCAGGAGCAGGUCAACACGAACCUGCUGGGAAGCAUCUACCCUGUGCAGGCUGCAGUGCCGCUUUUGAAGGAGAGGGUUGCACAAGGAGCGGAGCCAGGUGCCAUUGUCUUCAUGUGCUCACUCUCUGCUCUGGGCGACGUGCUGCACUGGGUAGACCUCUUGAACCACUUCGACGCCUUCCUCGAAGCUUCCGUGAAAUCGCGCAAGGAUUUGCAGUUAGAGGGCCGGUUCGCGGGCGUGGAUCCGCCGUUCCCUCGGGAUGCGGUGCUGCAGGUGCUGCGGGUGUCGCGCGUUAUCCUCGAGAACUCCGUCAACAAGCACCUCUACGCGUCCGUUGAGCACGUGUGCACGCUGCUCGCGAGCACGGACCUGGACGUGCUGUCAGCGAGUCUCGAGCUGCUCUCAGUGUACGGCAAGAAGCCCUUCCAGCCAGGUCGCAGCACGCGCUGGCAUGCGGAUCCCGCCAUCACAGCGCGCCUCUUCGCCCUCGCGCAGGCCUGGGGCGGCAAGGAGGAGGGCCUUGGCAUGCUGCCCUGCGCGCUCCAAGGGGGCCUGGACGCGUCCGCUCUGUCCCUGGGAGGGACGUUGCACUUUGAGUUUUAUGCGGAGGGGCCUGCUGGAGUGGGGGCGGUGGGGCAGGGUCAGGGGCUGGGUGGGAGCGGUGGAGAGGGGUUAGAGGGUCAAGAGGACAAGGCUGGUGAGGCAUCGGCUGGUGCUCCCUCCGCUUCGCCCUCUCCUGCUGCACCUGCCGCUGCUUCGACAGGUCUAUCACCUGGUUUGAGGGUCAUCCACGUGCCUGGGGUGCAAGAGCACGUGCAGCUGCAGGGAAUCUCCGAGCUCGACUUUCUCCAGCGCCUGGUGGAUCAAUACUCCGUGCCCUCCGCCCUCCGCUUCUCCCUCCUCACCCGCCUCCGCUGCGCCUACUCCUUCCCGCUCCUCAACUCGCGCCGCCGCUUCCUCUGUGUGCGCCUGCUGGCCUUCCGAGUGCUGCUGCUCGCCACACCAGACCCGGACGAGCUCACUGCCUUCUUUGCCAACGAGCCUGAGUUCGUCCCGGAGCUAAUUUCGCUGCUCAAUGCGGAGAGCCUGGUGCCUGAGGAGGUUCGGAUGUACGCGCUGCUAGCCCUGGCUGCCAUGGCGCAGGACCGGCCACGCCAGUCCACGGUCCUCAGUGCAAUCAGCACUGGCGGGCACCGAGCCACCUUGCCAAGCCUGAUGCAGAGGACCGUGGCUCAGCUUGGGAAACCAGGAGGCUGCUCGCCGAAAUUUGUUGACGCGCUGUUGGUCCUCAUUGCUGCGCUGGUAUCCUCCUCGUCGGGUUGCACCGCUCUUCGGGAGGCAGGCUUAGUGCCGACCCUGCUGCCUUUGGUUCGGGACACCAAGCCUGAGCACAUGAGUCUGGUGACAUGGUCAGUGCAGAUCCUCGAGGCCUUCAUGGAUUUCUCCAACCCUGCAGCAGCACUCUUUAGGGAAAUGAACGGGCUAGACAUGUGUGUGGACAGACUCAGGCUCGAGGUCGCUCAAGUCGAGCCCACUCUCCUGCCUGUUCAGGGUUUAGGGUCUAGCAAAACCCUGGCUGCUGGUGCAGCUGAGGGUGCUGGUGAGGGGACUGCUGGUGGGGGGAGUGGCAGUGGCUCGGCUGGUGCAGGAGCCACUGGUAUGGAUGAGGAUCGCAAGGGCAAGGCUCCGAUGGUGGAAGAGGAGGGUGCAGGAGGGGGAGCAGGCGUAGGGUCGAGCGGCGGCGCUGGUACGGCAUCACCUGCUGCUGCUGGCGGAUCCGCUACAGCGCCAGCAGUGCUGACCUACCGGCAGCGCAGCCUGAUUAAAGCCCUGCUGCGCGUCAGCUCCCUGGUCAGCUUCCGACCAGGCAGCACUGUCAGGCUCGCCUCAGCCUCCCCCGAGCAAGGGGGCAUGGGACGGCUGCCGGACUGCCUGGCGGCCGUGUUUCGGCACGCGAAGGAGUUCGGAGGAGGCGUGUUUGCGCUGGCAGCGUCGGUGAUGAGCGAGCAGAUCCACCACGAGCCCACCAGCUUCGCUGUGCUGGAUGCUGCCGGGCUGCCCAAGACGUUUGUGGACGCUGUCAAGGCUGGUGUGCUGCCGUCGUCAGAAGCCAUCUGUUCCAUCCCCAACGCUCUCCUCGCCUUCUGUUUUCGUUUCGACCCCCACUUCUCUUAUCCCGCUAAAUCCCUCCCUCCCCUCCUUUCCCCCUUCCCAGGCGUGUUACCGUCGUCAGAAGCCAUCUGCGCCAUCCCCAACGCGCUACUCGCCUUCUGCCUCAACCAGCGCGGGCUACAGCUCGUCACAGACUCCCACGUGCUCGCCUGCCUGCCCGCCCUCUUCACCUCGCGCCAGUACUCGCGCCCCCUGGCGGGGGACACGGCGUCCGUGCUGGGAUCCGGGCUGGACGAGCUCAUGCGCCACCAGGUGAGCCUCCGCCAGCCCCUCAUGGGCGCCGUUGUGGGCGCCCUUAGGGAGAUUGCGCGCAUGGGGGGCCUGGAGGAGCGGAAGGGGAGGCGAGGGGGAAGGGGAGGGGGGGAGGGAGGGGACUCGUGGGAAGGGGAGAUGCGGGGAGGAGGGGAUGGUGGGGGGGAGGAGGGGGUGAGGGCGAAGGAGGAUGAUGCGGAUAGCGGGAGGCCGGUGGGGAGUGGCGGGGGUGGGGAGGAGGGGGCAGCAGGAGUGGGGCAAGGAACAGGGGGAGGGACAUCAGGGGCGGGUGCAUGUGGUGCGGGUGCGUCAGGGGAAGGCGCACAAGGGCAAGGUAGCAGACAGGAUGGGGAGGGUGACGCGGCUGUGCCCAUGGAAACAGAUGGGGGGAACCAGGGGGCAGAGGCAGAAGCAGCAGCAGCAGCGCCAGUCGCUGCAGCAGCCACAGGGGAGCAGCCACGGGUUGAGACCGAGGAGGGCCAGAGUGUGUCUCCAGGACCAGCAGGGGAGGCACUGGCUUCUGGCGUGGUUGCAGAAGAGCCGGCGGUAGAGACAGCGGGAGCUGGAUUGGCGGUUCCUGGUUCGGAAGCAGUUAUGGCCGAGGCAGAACCGGCAGAACCGGCAGAAGCAGGAGCAGCAGGAGAGGCAGCAGGAGCAGGAGCAGCUGGGACGGCAGGUACUGGGGCAGCUGCUGCUACCACCGCUGUCACCACCUCUGCCACCACCACAAGCAGCGUCAAGGAGACGCUCACCCCAGCAGAGCUAGAGGCGUUCCUCCCAGACUGCAUCAGCAACAUGGCUCGCCUGCUGGAAGCCGUUCUCUCCAACGAAACCAGCAGCCGCGUCUUCCUUGACCUCCGCGGCCUGGACGCACUCCUAGCACUCUACACACUGCCGCGCCUGCCGCUGCUCUUCGGCACGUCCCCUGCCGCCCAGGGGAUCUCCAUGACCAUGAGGGCGUUCGGGCCCAGCCACGCCUCUGCUGUGUCCCGCGGGGUGGCGUCCGCACUCAAGAAGCAUGUCAAGUGUGCUGUCGCGUUUGUCACUACGUCCCUCUCGUCAUUCUCCCCUGCUACCGCACCUCCUGCCUCUGAUGCUGUGGGUGCUGCUGCCACAGCCGCUUCAACAGGCCCUGCUGCUGCUGCCGCUGUACCAAGUGGUGCUGCUGCAGGAGCUUCAGGUGCAGGCUCAUCUGCAGUAACAAUCGGGCGGCACCAGUUGUCUGACCUGGACGUGGAGUCACGGGAGUCGCUCCUGCGCGCCCUGGGAGUAGCAGAGAGCCUGCUCUCGCUCUCCGCCGUGCUAGUGCGCGCCACUGCUCUCUCUGUCCCCGACCUCGCGUCGUCCAGCGGAGAGGUGUUCCGAGACGUGGCUGUGCUUCACAGAGAGGCGCUCUGGCAGCUCGCCGUGCUGGAGCACAAGGGAGUGCCGCCUCCUGCCGCCGCCGCCGCUUCUUCUGCUGCUGCUGCUGCAGCAGAGGCUGGGGGGAGUGUAGGGGGAGGAGGAGCAGGGGGAGGAGAGGGAGCAGGCCCUGAUAAUGGUCCUGAGGCAGGGGUGAGCGGCGCUGCUGAUGCUUCUGCCGCUGCCGCUGGUUCAGCUGGUGCGGGGACCACAGAUGCUGCGGGGAGGAAGAAGCCAGAUGGUGCCAUACAGAAGGAGGUGCUUGGGCGGCUAGUAGUGGCCGUGCGUCUGUUUGAAGUAGCCGUUGGGAAGGCGAUAGUUCCUUCUCGAAGGCGGGACGAUGCUGUGGUGCUGACAGGGCAUGCGAAGGUGGCCUCAGCAGCCCUCGCACAGACCUUCCAGGAGAAUUUAGGUUUAGGGUUUGCCGGGUGCGACCCGGGGAGGAGCAGCAGUGUGGAGGCGUGCUCUAGUGAGGAGAUACUGGAUUGUCCGGCAGUGCGGUGUGUGUAUCUGGGGAAGAUUGUGGAUGAUAUGUUUUCGCUGAUAGUUGAUCCGCGGCGGCACACGUGCAACAGCAUGCUGCUGAGAUUCUUCCACGCGCACGGGGCUGUGAAGCAGCUGUUUGCGUCGCUGCAGUGGGUGGUGCGGGUGAUGUGGGCCGAGCAGGAGCGGCAGGUGAAGGAGCGGAAGGAGAAGGCUGAGAAGGCUGAGGGGGGCGAGAAGGAGAAGGCAGAAAAGGAAGCGGGCAGUGUGGGAGUAGAGGUAGCAGGAGGUACAGUGGCUCAGAUGGAAACGGAUGGGUCAACCGAUGCAGCAGCAGCAGCAGUAACGGGGGAGAAGAAGAGCGCAGGUGACGGCUCUAAGGAUGGGGGCAACAAGGGCACGGGUUCUCUUGUGGGAUCGGGUUCCUUUUCGCUGCCUCCGUGGCUGCACUCCCCUCUCCAGAGCUAUUUCCGUCUCAUGGACUGCCUCACCAACUCCCACCUCCUGCUCGCCCCCUCCUCCACCAGCAUUUUCCUCACCCACCAGCUCUCCCGCUCAGUUGAACCCGCCCCAGCUAAGCCUGAGGACUUCCUCCGGGCCAUGCAGUCGCAGGUGCUAUCUAUCAUGCUGGACGUUUGGUCCCACCCGCUCUUCUCCCAGUCUGGUCUUGCUGUUAUCUCCCCGGUGGUGACUCUGCUCACCCGUGUGCUUCAAGGGUUGAGUGAAACCGCUCCAGCAGCAGCAGGGGGUUCUGCUGCUGCUGCUGCUGCUGCUGCGGGUGCAGGGACUGGUGCAGGGGCAGGUGCAGGAGCGGGCGGAGCGGCAGCAGCAGGGGCAGGAACAGGGGCAGGGGCAGGUGGAGCGAGCGGCGCAGGGGGGCAGGGAGGCGCAGCAGUGUCCGCAGCUGCCCUGGCUGCUGCGGUGCUGGGAGGGCGGAUGCCGCCUGGACCUGUACCCACUCCAGUAGAUGAGGCUUUAGUGGAGCUGAUAGUAGAAAUGGGGUUCCCUAGGGAGCGGGCAGAGGAGGCCUUGCGGCAGGUGGGGAACAAUUUAGAUCUCGCUAUGGAGUGGCUCAUUAGCCAUGUGCCAGAUGAGCCUCCCUCGGAAGAAGACGAGCUCGCCCGCGCGCUCGCUUUGUCUCUUUCUGGUAAUGAUGGGGACGGCGGAGGUGGGACUAGUGCGGGUGGGCAGCAGGGUGGGGAGGAGGGAGCAGGUAAGGCAGGAGAAGGGAAAGAGGGGGAGGAGAAAGGGAAGGGAAAAGAGAAGGAGAAGGAGGAGAAAGAGGAGGAGACGGAAGGAGAGAAGGAGGGGCGGAAGGAGGUGAGGGUGGAGGAGAUGUUGGGGACGAUAGUGCGGGUGUUGAGGGACGGGGGGGAGGGCGCUGUGUUCCCCAUGACCGACCUCCUGCUCGCCCUCUGCAGGCGCAACGCUGGCACAGACAGGGCUGCUGUUGUGACGUUUCUGGUGGGGCAGCUGAAAGAGUCCUGCGUGCAGGCGAAAGAAUCCCCUAGCCGCGUCGAGAGUGAGAAGCAAGGCAGCAGCGAGGGAAAAGAUUGCGGAGCAGAGAAAAGGGAGGAGGAGAAGGCUGCUGCUGGUUUACCAUCUUCGCUGCAGGCCUUGCAAUCCGCCUUGGCGCACUGCUUGGCUGUGCUGCUCUCAGAAGACCUGCCCUGCUCGGACAUAGCAGCCAAGGAGGGCCUCGCUGCAGUUGCUCUUCACAUGCUCUCUGGGUACGUCUCGUCUGUCUGCCCCGACUACCACCCGCUGACUCUCCCUCUUGCUGCACUCGCCUCACCUCCCAGCAAGAGCCGGUCGCAGCAGCACGGCAGUGCGGGGGUGGCGGGUCAGCGGGUAGAGAGUAAAGCAGGUGCUGAUGAGGGGAUAGGGGGGAAAGGAGGGCAAGGAGGAGAGGGGCGUGAGGGGCUUGGGGAGGUGCCCAAGUGGGUGCCGUCUCUGUUCCUGGUGCUGGACUCCCUCGUGCAGUGGAAGGUGCCUGGCACAGGGGUACGAGGGGAAGCAGGUACAGCAGUGGCAGCGGGAGCAGCGGGAGCAUCAGGGGCAGCAGGGGCGACAGCAAGCACAUGGGGAGCGGCAGCAGCAGAUGCACCUAUCUCCUUCGCGUCUAUACUGGCAGGUGUUGCAGGUGGGGCAGGAGCAGCAGCAGCGGAUCCAGGUGCAAGCGCUGCAGCACCUUCCGAUCCAGCUGGUACUGGUGCAGCUGCUGCUGCCGGGGCGUCACAGGCUCCAUCCGGGGCAGGUGUAUCUGCCACGGCCGCCCCAGCAGCCAGCAAGGGCAAGGAGGCAGCAGAGGCAGAGAAGCGAGAGGGCAAGGAGGAGAACCGGUUCACAGAGAUCGUGGGGCUGUCAACAGGGUACCUAUCAGACAACGAGAAGGCCCAAGCCAUGGCCCUCAUCUGCCCUCUCAUCCGCUGCCACCCCCCACCGUCUCUCUGCCAGGCUCUCCUCCACCUCGCCUCACGCCUCUCCCGCUCGCACCCCGUGGCUCUCCUGUUUCUGGACCAGGGGGGGGUGGCGGCUCUCCUCGCCCUGCCCUUCUCCUCCAUCUUCCCGGGGUUUGAGAGUCUCGUGUCAGCGGUGGUGCGGCAUGUGCUAGAGGACCCGUUCACGCUGCUGCAUGCUAUGGAAGCGGAGAUCAGGCACAGCCUCACCACGCUGGCAACUCAGCAUGGGGGCCGUGUGUCCCCUCGUGUGUUCCUGGGCGCUAUGAGUCCUCUUGUCGCCCGUGAUCCGUUCGCGUUUCUGCAGGCGGUGGGGAAUGUGUGUGAGGUGGAGAGCAUUGGUGGGCGGCAGGUGGUGGUGCUGAAACGGGAGAAGGAGAAGGAGAGGGAGAAGAAGGAAAAGGAGGAGAAGGAGAAGGGGAGGGAGAAGGAGAAAGGAAAGGAGAAGGGGCUUGGGGAGAAGGAACAGAGAGUAGGAGCAGCACCAGAAGCAGCAGCAGCAGCAACAGCAGCAGCACCAGGGCAACCAAGCACCUCUGCUCCAUCCCCAGCUCCAGGCCACACCACUCACCACCACUCCUCACCUCUUUCAGCCUCUCCGCAAACCUCUCCGCCGCCUCCCCAUCCCCCCACGGGUCACUACAGCAAGUCAGCAGACGGCAAGGUGUUGACAUGGGUUUCCAAGUCAGGGCGGGUGCGCAAAGUCCCUUGGAGCUUCGCCUCUGUGGUCGACCAGCUCCUGACCUACCUGCAGCACUUCCCGCCACCCGAAAAAGCACCUGAGGGAGCACCUGGGAAGCGGUCUGAGGGGCAUGGGGUAGCUGCUAUGGAGGUUGGGGUUGGUGCUGGUCUGGGAGGGGAGGCAAUGGAGGUGGACGCAGAGGGGCCCGAGAAUAAAGCAGCCGAAAGGGAAGGAGAGAAGGAAGUAGAGAAGGAGGCAGGGAAGGAGGAGAAGGAGAAGGCGAGGCAGCAGCAGGAGGUCGAGGAGAAGGAGAAGGCGAGGCAGCAGCAGGAGGUCGAGGAGAAGGAGAGAGUGGAGUUUGCAAUCUCGCGAACGACGCUGGUGCUGCGUCUGCUCACAGAGAUCCUGCUGGCGUAUUCUGCUGCCAGCACUCUCGUGCUGCGCAGGGAUGCAGAGUCGGCUGCUGCUGUGGGUGCUUCACCAGCAGCGGUGGGUGCAGGUUUGGGUGCAUCAGCAGGGGUGGGCGCGCCACAGCCGCACAGGGGAACCACGUCCCGUGCACACAAGCACACUCCAGACAAGCAUGAGCACAAAUCCAAGCCUGACCACCAACACCACCACCACCGGUUACAGCCUUCACCAGGCAAGCCUGACUCGGCCGCAGGCGCAUCUGCAUCUGCAUGGGCAUCCCGAGGGGGCAUAGUGCACCACGUGUUGCACGAGCUGCUGCCACACCUCAGCGACAAGCCCAGCACCGCAUCAGCAGCAGCAGCAGGAAGCAGUGCAGCAGCGCAGGGCGGGUCCUCCCACCCGGGGCACCACCGGCUGGGCACCCAGGCGUCUGCGUUCCUCAUUGCGCUGUGCGUGCGCUCGGGCGAGGGCCGGCGCCGCGUGCUCUCAGAGAUUUCCAAGAGUCUGAGCCGCUUUGGAAAGGAGGAUGGCGGGAGGGCAGGGGAGGUGCGGCAGCAGGAAAAGGCAGGAGCAGCUUUGAUGGGAGAAGCAGCUGCAGCAGGAGCGGGAGCAGCAGAUGGAGUAGGGGAAGGUGGGGCAACAGCGGUUUCGGGUGCAAAAGCAGCAGAAGUUGCUGCUUUGAAGCUUCAAGUGCCCAACAAGCAAGUGAGAUCUUUCCUUGACCUCAUGAACGCACUGCUCUCUACCCAGUCGUCCAAUGGGAGCAAUCCACCUGGCGGGCCAGGCAGCUCCGCACAAACCUCUGCCUUUGCUGCAGAGAUGGCCAAGACGGCUCUUGAGGUGGGCAUGCUGCCAAACCUCCUCGAGACUCUGAGUGUAAUUGAUCUGAACCACCCCGAUUCCCCGAAGCUGGUGAAUUCGAUCCUCAGGGCUCUGGAGGUGCUCACCCGAGCCUCAGCUUCGGAAGCGCGUGCCGAGCCUGGGAGAGGUCCGGCAUCAGGGCAGCGCGUUUCAGUGGGUGUAACCAGGGGUGUAGGUUCGGGAAGGCAGGAAGCAGGCUCGGCAGGGGCUGGAGGGGCGCCGAGCCAAGCAGCAGUGGAAGGGGGGACCGCAGGGGCGGAACCAGGUACGAAUGCGGGGACAGUAGUAGGAGGAGGUGGGGAAGGUGGCGGUGCUGAUACAGCCAUGGGUGAUGCUGGUGGGGAGGGAGGGAGAGCAACGGCUUCCGGAGGUGAAGAUGCAGGAACAGAUGCUGGGGGUGAGAGGAUGCGAGGGGGGGAUGAGGAGGGGAGGCAGCAGGGAGGCGAGGAGACAGGCGGGGCAGGGGCGGAAGAGAGAAGGGCGAUGGAGCAGGAUGAAAGGCAUGGGGGGGAGGAGGAGGAGGAGGAAGGCGGGAUGGCGCAUGAAGCAGAGGCAAUUAUAAGAAGAGUGGAGGGCGGGGGGGGCAUGAGAGGGCCCAUGCAGCUGAGGUUCCAGAUCCGAGAAUUUGAUGGUAUGGGGGAGGAUGAGGAUGGGGAGGAGGAUGAUGAUGAUGGGGAUAUGGAGGGAGAGGAGGAUGGGGAGGACGACGAGGAUGGGGAGGAUGAUAUCGAGGAUGGGGAUGAGGAGGAUGAGGAGGGAAUGGAGGAGGGGGAUGAAGAGGACGAGGAUUUGGAAGAGGAGGAAGAUGAGGAUGAUGAUGAAGAUGAUGAGGAUGAUGAGGAUGAGGAGGAGGAUGAGGAGGGGCAUGGGCAUGGAGGGGAGGACAACGGGCAUCUCCCUCAGGGUGGCAUGGGCAUGGGGGAAGACAUGGAGGACCACGAGGAGGAGGAGGAGCGCGCAGCCCGGGCCUUGCGGCGCGACUUUGCACGUGGGCUGGCAGAGGAGGAUGAGGAGGAGGACGAUGAGGGAGAUGAGGAUGAUGACAUGGACGAGGAUGAGGAGGAGGCUGAUGAUGAGGAUCUGGAGGACUGGGAGGAGGACGGAGCGAGGUUUAUCGAGGUGCGAUGGCGGGACGAUGUCACGGGAGCCAAUCACGUGCAUCUGCUCGCGGGCGGUGCGGAUGUGGCUGGGUUGAUGGACCUUCCGGGGUUUAUGCAGCGGGAUGUGCUGAACGAUCCGCUGUAUGCGGAUAUGAAUGAGCCGGUGUGGGGGUGGGGGCGGCACUUAGCGAGUCACCAGCGCAGAGCGGCGGUGAGAAGCACGCUGCAGGGCCAGCAGCAGCUGGCGCAGGGGCAGGGCGCGGGGCAGGGGCAGGCGGGGCGGAUGGGAGCAGGUCCCUUGCAUGUUCACCCGCUGCUGGCUCGACCGUUCGCCCCUGGAGCAGCACCGACAGACGCUGCCUCCGCGUCUGCCCCUGCUCACGCCUCUGCAGCACCAGGAUCACGUCUCUUUAACCUCCUGGCGGGGAUGCAGGGGAUGAUGGGGGGAGUGGGCGGGCCGAUGGGGGCUGGGGGCGGGCAAGGGCCAGGAAUGGAAGUAGAUGCGGCAUUUGCGAGGGAUGUGGCGUCUCUAAUGAUGGCGUAUGAGAAUCCUUUCCUGGAAGACAUGCUGCAGGCCCGGGGCCUGCUUGACCCUCGUGGCAUGGGCGGCAUGGGCGGCAUCAUGGGCGGCAUGGGCGGCGUGGGCGGCAUGGGGAUAGGGCAUCCGUCAGGGGUGGAGUUUGAUCCGGGGAGGGCGAGGGCGAUGGGGGUGAGUGGGCUGGGGCCGGUGGUGGGAGGGGCGGCGGGGCGAGGGGAGUUUGGGAGGGUGAAUCGGUGGACGGAUGAUGGGCUGCCGCAGCCUGCCGGGACGGGUGCUGCUGUUGCUCAGGCGCUGGAAAGUGCUUUCCUGCAGUCCAUGCAAGGGUUGCGCGAGGCAGGGAGAGGGGGAGGGAGGGAGGGAGGAGAGGCGGGGGGGCAGAGAGGUGGUGGUGCGGGGAGGAAUGGGGAGAGGCAGCAGGGGAGGGGGAUGGGAGGAGAGGGGCAGCAGCGGCAGCAAGGGGAGGGGCAGGAGGAGGGGCAGAGGGAGCAGGAGAGGGAGGUGAGGCAAGAAGGUGGUAGUGGGGCGGCAGGGGCAGGAGGAAGUGGUGGGGCAACUGCAGGAGCAGCAGCAGAAGCUGCUGCGGCAGGAGCAGCAGCAGGAGCAGGAGCAGCAGCAGGAGAGCAGGCAGAUGCCGACACCACUCAGACCGGUACAGGAACAGGAGCAGAGGCAGAAGCAACAGCAGCAGCAGCAGCAGCAGGUACGGAAUCAGGUAGAGGAGCAGAGGAGGAGGGCAUUGUAGCAGGAGACGUGCAGAUGGGCGAGAGAGGGAGUGAGAGGGAGAGAGAGGCAGAGGCGGAGGUGGAAGUGGCAAGUCAGGACAGUGGGGGUAGUGGGUUCACGGCUGGGGAGAGCCUGAGGAGCCUGGAGGUGGAGGUGGGGAGCAUAGACGGGCGGGAUGACAUGCUUCUGCCUGGUGCCGCUGCUGGUGCUGCCCUGCCUGCCGCUCCUGCUGCCGCAGCUGCUGCUGUUCCUGCUGCUCCUCCUCCUCCCCCUCUUCCUCCUGCUAUAGCUGGCCUUUCUGCUACUACAGCUGAGCUUUCUGCUAUUACAGCUGAGCUUUCUGCUGCUACAGCCAGGCUCUCUGCUGCAACGGCUGGGCUUUCCGCUGCUACAGCAGCUACAACUGCUGCUCCAGCUGUGCCGGGCUUAGAAGGAGAGGCGGUGCCGGCUGCAGCAGCUGCUUUGGCUGCCAGUAAUGCUGGUGGCACGGCAGCAGAGCAGCAAGUCGGAGAGGGAGGCACACCAACGCAGGUGGCAGGGGAUACGGCGCAAGGAACAGCAGCGGUAGACACAGCAGGGGUGACUGCCAUGGAAAUGGGGGAGGCGAUUUCACCUGGUAGUGCUGCAGCGGAUGCAGCCGCGGGUGCUUCAGGUGGUGCAGCAGGCACGAGCACAGGCGGAGCAGCAGCAGCAGCAGCAGACGAGGAGGAGGAUCUCCCAGAGAUCGACCCAACCUUCCUGGAGGCUCUACCGGAGGACCUAAGGGCAGAGGUACUAGCCUCCUUCCACGUGGAGCGAGCUGCCCGCCAGGCCCGCCAGAGACGCGCCCAGCAGCAGGCCGCACAGCCACAGGGGCAGGCGGGGGGAGGCGCGGCCGGAGGAGGAGCAGGGGGAGCGGAGGGCGCCGGGGGCGCAGUGGGAGCAGGGGGAGUGGGUGGGGCGGGAGCAGGAGGAGGAGCAGCAGCAGGGUUGGGAGGGGAGGAUACAGGGGAGCUGGAUCCGGAAUUCUUAGCAGCGCUGCCGCCGGAUAUUCAGGCGGAGGUGCUGGCACAGCAGCAGGCGCAGCGCCUCAUGGCUGCAGCAGCAGCAGCAGGUGCGGAUGGGCAUCCUGUGGACAUGGAUAGUGCGUCUAUCAUUGCUACAUUCCCUGAGGAGCUGCGAGCAGAGGUCCUGCUGACCUCAUCGGAAGCAGUGCUGGCAUCGCUCCCGCCCGCCCUGCUAGCUGAAGCCCAGCUGCUGAGAGAGCGAGCCAUGCAGCAGCAGUACUCUGUUAGGCACCAGCACCCCGCACACCCCCACCACGCCAUCUUCGGCGGUCCCAUCCGCCGCUCUCCCGCUGUUGCUGGCGGUACCACCGCCCACCGCCGCCCACCGCACCCGUUCGCUGUGGCUGCUGGGGAGGGCGGUGUGGGAGAAUUCACCAGGGGGUUCAUUGCCGCGGGGAUGGGGAGGAGGGAGCGGGAGGGCGCUGGGGCUGGGGCGGGGACGGGGGCGGGGGGAAGUAAAGGUGGUGGGGAAGGGGGAGAGGAGGAGAAGGCGCCUGUGGUGGAUGAGAGGGCGCUCAAGGCGCUCAUUCGCCUGCUGCGCAUCUCCCAGCCGCUGCAAAAGGCCCUGCUGCCGCGUCUACUGACCAACCUCGCCUCCCACGCCACCACCCGUGCAGCCCUUGUGCGCAUCCUGCUAGAUCUGCUGCGCCCCGAUGCCGAUCCAACGGACCAGCACCCCACAGGGCAGCAUCCAACGGACCAGAAUGCAGCAGCCGUGCCAGGUGCUGCAGCAUCUGCAGCGGAAGGCAGUCAGGCUGCACCACCUGCAGCACCUGAAACGCCUGCAGCACUCGGAGCGGCUGCAGCUGUUGAGGGUGUGGGUGAGGGUGUGGUAGCAGCAGACGGCGCACCACCACACCAGCUGUACUGCUGCCAGUCCAACGUGGUGUAUGCUCGACCGCAGCGACCCAACAGCAUUCCUCCCCUCGUCUCUCGCCGUGUGCUCGAGCUGCUGGUGUACCUGUCGCGCCACUCCAUGGCUGCCACGCAGCUGCUGCUGCUCUUCCCCUCCGCGCUCACUCGCUUGGCUCAGCAGCAGCGGGAGGAGCGGGAGCGGGCAAAGGAACGCAAGGGCAAGGCGAAGGUGGCGGAAAUAACAGAGGAUUCUGCAGGGGGAGCGGCAGGAGGAGCAGCAGGAGGAGCAGCAGGAGGAGCGGCUAAAGCAGAGGAGUUGGUGGAGACGGGUGUUGUGGGCAGGGGAACGAAGGGGAAGAGAAAAGAGGGUGUUGAUGGGGAGGCGGAGGAGGAAGGGGGAGAAGGGGAGGUGCCGUUUGUGCUGAUGCUGCAUCUGUUGAGACAGCCUCUGUACCUGCGUAGCUCGCCCCACUUGGAACAGCUGCUGCGUCUCAUACAGGUGGUAGUUCGCGCAGCAGCAGAGUCAACUUUGUCUUAUGGACGGGUCAGCCCUCUUGCUGUUGCUCAUCUCUCCUCCCCACUUUCCCCCCUUUCCCCCCGUUACCCCCAUGCGUGCCCUGCCGAGGCAGCGGCAGAGGUUCGGAUGGAGGGUGGUUCAGGUCCGGGGACUGCCGAGGCUGGACCUGCGGGUGGGGAUGUAGAGAUGGGAGAGAGGGAGAGAGAAGACGGAGGGGAGGGGCAAGCAGGGCAGGAGGGGCAGGAGGGGCAGGAGGGCAGAGAGCAACUAAGUGAAACCCAAGAAGGAGCUCCAGCAGCUGCGGCAGAGACUGCAGCAGCGGCAACAACAGCAGCUGCAACAGCCGAUGCUGCCGAUCUUUUAACUGGAACAGAUACUGCUACUGCUCCCUCGGCUGCUGCUACCAUCCCACCCGCUUCCACACCCACAUCCCCUCCCACCAGCAUGGCACAACCCCCUGCCCCCGCUGCUCCACCCGCUCCCCCAGUGCCCAUCCCAGUGACAGUCUUCCUCCGCAUUCCCCACCCUGACCUCCGCAUUCUCUCCCAGCUGCUCGCCCAGGAGGGCCUCUCAGACGCCUCCUACUCGCGUGCUGUGGCUGUGCUGAGGCUGGUUACUGCUGUGGUUCCCAAGUACCGUGCACUGUUUGUUGCUGACCUGGCAGAGGCGGCACGCCAGCUCAGCUCGCCGGCCACGCGGGAGUUGCUAGAGGUGGUGGAGGGGGCGGAUGGUGGGGAGGGUGGGGGAGAGGAGGGAGCAGGUGCAGGUGUAGGAUCAGCAGGAGUAGCAACGGAGAGUGAGAGAGCGAAUAUGGAAGGGCAGGAAGGAGCAGCAGAAGCAGCGGCAUCUCAAACACCACCAGCAGCGCCAUCAGCGCUAGCUGCUGUAAGCGGCAAGCCAUGGGGGCUGACGAGAGCAGGAGCAGCCACUCUCCGCGUCCUCAAGACCCUCACCUCCCUCCUCUCACAACCCGCCUCCUCCCUCCCACUCGCCUGGGAUGGUGACUCCCCCUCAGGACCGGCAUCCGAGGCAGAAUGCCAGGCUGUCAUAGCUGACCUGGUCACAUCGCUCCACCCUCUCUGGCAAGUCCUAUCCGAGUGCUGUGGCAAGCUUGAGGCUCGGUACAAGAAACACCCGGCCCUGUCCGCUUCGGCCGGACCUGCAGGUUCGGCGGCGGAGGGUGCGGCAGGCGUGGGAGGAGGGGCGGCAGGGGGAGGUGCUGUGCCGCCGCUGCCAUCAGCAGCACAGCAGCUGUUACCAUUCGUGGAGUCGUUCUUUGUGUUGUGUGACAAGACAAGCAGCAAGGGGAAGGAGCGCCAUCGCCGCCUGCUCAACGCGUUCGUACGCGGCAACCCGGCGCUUCUAGAGCGGUCCUUUGCAGUGCUGCUCAAGUGGGCGUGGGUGCUGGACUUUGACAACAAGCGCGCUUACUUCAGGGCGAGGAUGAGGCAGCUGCAUGAGCAGCCGCAUUACGGGACUCUGAGGAUUACGCUACGCAUGCGCACAGCAGAGGAGCUGCAGGGGCGGCUGAAUGUGCACUUCCAGGGGGAGGAGGGGAUCGACGCAGGACUCCGUAUGCGCACAGCAGAGGAGCUACGGGGGAGGCUGAACGUGCACUUCCAGGGGGAGGAGGGCAUCGACGCAGGAGGGGUGACGCGCGAGUGGUACCAACAGCUGUCGCGUGUGGUGUUUGACAAGGGCGCUCUGCUCUUCACCACUGUCGGCAACGACACCUCCUUCCAGCCCAACCCUAAUAGUGUGCUGCAGCCGGGUCACCUCUCCUACUUCAAAUUCGUCGGCCGCGUGGUGGCAAAGGCACUGUACGAUGGGCAGCUAUUAGACGUGCACUUCACGCGGUCAUUCUACAAGCACAUCCUGGGCGUGAAGGUCACGUUCCAUGACAUAGAGGCCAUCGACCCGGACUACUACAAGAACCUGCAGUGGAUGCUCGAGAACGACAUCAGUGACAUCCUGGACCUCACGUUCAGCAUGGACGCGGAUGAGGAGAAGCGCAUUCUGUACGAGCGCACUGAGGUGACAGACCACGAGCUCAUUCCUGGAGGGCGCAACAUCAGGGUGACGGAGGAGAACAAGCACGAGUACGUGGACGCUGUAGCCGACUACCGCAUGACGGCUGCCAUUCGCCCGCAGAUCGCGGCGUUCAUGGAGGGAUUCACGGAGCUCAUACCCAAGGAUCUCAUCGCCAUGUUCAACGACAAGGAGCUGGAGCUGCUCAUUUCUGGACUGCCUGAGAUUGACAUUGACGACCUGCGCAGCAACACAGACUACACGGGGUACACAGCAGGGUCACCACAGAUCCAGUGGUUCUGGGACGUGGUGGCUCAUCUCUCCAAGGAGGACCGCGCUCGCCUGCUGCAAUUCGUCACUGGCACAUCCAAGGUUCCGCUGGAGGGUUUCAAGGCGCUGCAAGGGUUGUCGGGGCAGCAACGCUUCCAGAUCCACAAGGCGUAUGGUGACAACAAGAGGUUGCCCUCCGCUCACACAUGUUUCAACCAAUUGGACCUGCCGGAAUACAGCACCAAGGAGCAGUUACAGGAACGACUUCUGUUGGCCAUUCACGAAGCCAGUGAGGGCUUUGGCUUCGGCUAA
Messenger RNA from Closterium sp. Naga37s-1, 16473 nucleotides. The record is from the annotation of a GenBank genome assembly. NCBI's taxonomy places the organism in Eukaryota, Viridiplantae, Streptophyta, Zygnematophyceae, Desmidiales, Closteriaceae.